GUGACUUUGAUGAUUUUUGUGAACGCGCAUCAGAACUUAUUGAUCAAUCAAAUGGUGCCCCGUUAUUUACCAUAGCGGAGAUCUGCAGCUCCCCCAAGCUAGGCUGUAAGCAUGCUGCAUUUAGAGACAACGAUUCUUCCGAGACUCACGAUUAUGAUAAUCAGCUGGUGACUGGUGAAUCAGUGGAUUGUUCCCAGGAAGAUGACGACUGGCAGCUUCUAUGA
Striga hermonthica is the source of this 224-nucleotide messenger RNA. Lineage: Eukaryota; Viridiplantae; Streptophyta; Magnoliopsida; Lamiales; Orobanchaceae. The record is from the annotation of a GenBank genome assembly.